CUUUAACCUUAUUGUCUGUGAAAAACCACUGAUGACUUGUCUUUUUUUAACCAUUAACAUUUUGAGUAAUCGGUGAAGGCAUUUAGCGAUUAGAAAUAUGUAAUAAAACGUAUAGUUUAAAAAUUGGCAUAAAGUGAAACACGGACAUUUAAAUAGUUCUUUGUCAAAGAAUGUGGAUUCCUUAUUCUAAAAUUCAUCGUGCUUGAAAGCUGUGCAUGUAGUUAUAGUCAUUGACAGCGAAAUGAUUUUUUUCGUGCAAUUACUGGCUUUUUAUAUUGUCCAUGGGACAUUUGCUCUUGGUACUUUAUACAAAAGCACCGCUUCUUGUUACGGCGUUAUCUCACCAGCCAGUAAUUUUAUGUUUUCCACAUGUCCACCUGGAGAAGUAAUUGCAAUAAAGGACAUAACGGUCGCAUACAAAGCAGCGGCACUGAAUUGCACUUUUGACAACGUCCAAGAUCAGUUUCAACUUUGUUGUUCGAAUAUAACCGAACAAGACUGCCAAAUGUCAUAUAAUUUUCACCCCAAUAAUGCAGUUCAGUAUAUAGAAAAAUGCAAUGGUAGAAGUAGUUGCAACGUGAUGGCUACUGUUGUUCUGCUACAAGAUUGUAGUGGAGUACCAGACCACUAUCCAAACUACAUGCAUAUAAACUACUAUUGCAUACCUGAAACGAGUAUUCUUAGCAUUAUGUCUGGAACGAUAACCUCUUCGAGCUUAGGGCAGUCGGUUUAUCUGCAAAGUCCAGGUUUCAACAACGGUCAGAAGAUCCCGUCGAAAGAAACUUUGUCUUGCUCUGUCCACACGUGUGAUAUGGACUCAACACUCUCUAUAGCAAUAUACCAGAUUGUGAUGGAAAACAAGUGGGCCCAGUGCGAACAAAGACUUUUAGUGAAAAGAUCCGACGGAAGUAUAAUCUAUGAGUGGCAAUGUAAGGACAACAAUGCCAUGCCGGAAAUAUUGCAAACACUCGAACAGAAUCUUACAAUCCACUUGGAGAAUACACUGCCUAAAGAUUUGGGCUCGUUUUGGCUAGGAUUUGCUGGAUCCUCUCCAGAUAGUAGGGUAACGGUCUCAUGCACAUCAGAAACGAAACAAUGUCCUGAUUUAUCGACAACAACUUUGCAAUCAACAAUAGUUGAUACAAAAACUUUGGAAUCAACAACAGUUGAAACAACAACUUUGGAAUCAACAACAGUUGAAACACCAGGUUCACCUAAAGGUUUGCAGAAAGAAGAUAUUGUCAUCGCCGUAGGAGGAGUAGCGGGUUUUGGUUUAAUUGCUUUUAUGCUUUCGAUCGUUUUUAUUCGAAGGAGGAUAAAUAAGAGAAAGGCACAUCAAAAUGCCGAUCCCGAAACAACUGCACAGACAGCAUAUCGAAUGCAUCUUCCUACAAUUGACGAAACAAGAUCAGUAGCCAAAAGUUUAAACAUUACCCACGUAAUAUGGCACAGGGUAAACGCCAAAGACAUAGAACACAAAAACCAAAAAUCACAAGCAAAAAACUUGGAACAACCGCACACAACUCCACUAACAACACAUUCCGUUUGUUCUAAUUCAACAUACGGAUUCCUUGGUAGAAUUGCGGGUGACAGGGGCUCACACACAAGGCCUAAAAAUCCUUUUCGACAUAGCAACUCGUAAUAAGAUGGCUAUUUGCCUUUACUGGAUGAAUAGAAAUAUUAUCAGGGUCACAUUUUUGUUUCAAUAUUGUUCAGAUAGGAAACUAAAUGUGUUUUGACCUACGUUCAUCAUUAUAUCGGCGUACACUAGUGCAGGUCGGCCACAGAACCCAGCUGAUGCCAACAAGUGAAUUAAAAACGUAACACCAAUCCAGAUGUGGCCGUAACAUUGCUGCUCGUCGCCCAUUCUCAAACAUACAGGAAAUGAUUCAUUCUAAUGUAAAACGUCUGUCUAUUUCUAUUCUUGAAAUAUUGUUAUUAUCAAUUUUAAAAGCCUUAGAACUCUUCAAAAUGAGAAUAUUUUACAAGUUAUACCAAAACAAAUAAGUGUAGAUCGUUCGCGAAAUUGGGGCCAGAUGUACAUGUGUUGAAAAAUGCAAGUCACUUAUUUGCUUUCAUUGAGUCUUUCUUUUUAUUUGUUUAUUUAUUUAUUAAAGUUUGGUAUAUAUCUGCUGUUGU
Messenger RNA from Mya arenaria, 2139 nucleotides. RefSeq lists its product as uncharacterized. Lineage: Eukaryota; Metazoa; Mollusca; Bivalvia; Myida; Myidae. The transcript has 8 exons. Bases 242 to 1642 code for a protein of 466 amino acids. The record is from RefSeq and is a predicted model, not a curated record.